ACACCGUCUGAUGGGGUUUCUUAUGUGUGACUACAAUGGAAAAACGUCUACCUCAACUUGAAAGCGCGUUACCUUAUCCCCGGAAUGGGAUAUAUCUGGCAACAUUGUUCCAUGGUGAUGGCACGGUAUAUCCCUCCCGUGACUGGAGUCAUGCUCAUGUUAAGCCAGAAAUAUGUAUCGGUAUGAUAGUAGGCUACUCUAACUGUAAAUCAUACACCUUGACGGUUUUAAGUCAAACAAAAACAUUCUCAAAUGUAUAGCUGAACUAUUUUGUGUGUCAGCUCAAAUGCACCUCUGAAAUGUCUGACGACGAUAGAGAGAGAUUUCAUGGCAACAUGUGGUGGUGUGGAAUGCAUUGUAUCUCUAAAAUCAGGGGGGGAAAGGCGAUGGAAUGACAUUACGAAUGAGCCCGUGCGGCUGUGGACCCAUUUAGCACAUCUGAUGGACCGUAUUUUUUUCUCAAUAUAUUGACAUUCUCUGUAUGUACGGGGACUCACCGGGACACUGGGGCAGCAGCUUCAAUAAGAAGUGAAGUGCGACAAUAUUUGAGAAAUAUCAUUUUACGAAGCAGAGAUAACAGAGGAAUACCGAACCAAAGAUGAAUACUAUUGUGUUUAACAAAUUGAGUAACCAGGUCCUCUUCGAUGAGAAUGCGAAGGAGGUCGAGAGGAGCAGCAUCAAUUAUUUAGAGGUAAUAGAUGGACAGCAUCCGGACCUUCAUCCAGACCUGCUAUCAAGCAAUCACCAAGUUAUCAAAGACAACGGCAUCAGACACAGGAGGCCUACAGUCUGCGACCUUGACAACUACGUUAUGAAAACAAAAUCAGAAAAGGGCCGUCAGAACAGCGGGAAGGUGCGACACAAGCGUCAGGCCCUUCAGGACAUGGCGCGGCCCCUGAAGCAGUGGCUCUACAAACACAGGGACAAUCCGUACCCGACUAAAACGGAGAAAAUCCUGCUAGCCCUUGGCUCUCAAAUGACGUUGGUCCAGGUCUCUAACUGGUUUGCCAACGCCAGAAGGAGGCUGAAGAACACAGUGAGACAGCCAGAUCUGAGCUGGGCGCUGCGCAUCAAACUCUACAACAAAUACGUCCAAGGCAACGCAGAGAGACUGAGUGUCAGCAGCGAUGACACCUGCUCAGAAGAUGGGGACAACACUCUGCGGACGCAGACGAGUGGCGUUGAGUUUAGCAAGCCCAUGUACCAGAGCGUCAUCAAGAAAGAGGGAGCAGCCAUGAUGGGGGUGGGGCUCCGGGCUGCCGCCGCUGCCUCAUUGGCCGAGGACUAUGUGACUCCGCCUCCCAAGUACAAGAGUAGCUUGCUCCACCGUUACCUCAACGAUUCGCUGCGACACGUGAUGGUAGCCAACGCCGUCAUGGAUGCCAGGAAGAGGAACCACUCAGGAUCCUUCAGCUCCAAUGAGUACGACGAUGAUCUCCUCUCCCCGUCAUCCUCAGAAACCGAGGCAAACUUUGUUUAUCGAGCUGAAACCAUGGAUCAUGGAUCAAGUAAAUGUGACAAGGGUGGCGUUCUGAAGGAGAAGGUACYGGGCAAAGACGAGACGUACUGGAAAGAGAUCAACGCAGCCAUGGCCUUGACUAACCUGGCGCAGGGAAAGGACAGCAAUGCACCAGGGACGACUAGCUGCAUCAUCCAGAAGUCCUCUCAUAUAUCAGAAGUAAAGACUGUCAAAGUGCCUCUGGUGCAGAAGUACUAGCGCCUAUCAAAGAGUCGUCUGCCUCCAACUUAUCUUCCCUUCCACUCUCUAUGCAACACCAACAUUCCCUCUGAAAACUCACUCUGAAGAGUCAGUCAAAAAACGAAACAAGAAACAAGUACUCUCUUCUUUUGUUCUGUUUGUUUUAUGUCAGUAUAAAUGCAACAGAACUUAAGACAACCUAUUGUGUGUGUCGGUCGAUGUGUUUAAAAAAYAAAAAKCUGCAGUACAUGCAUUAGACAAGUGUUGAUAUCAUCAUCUUUAACUGCAUUAUUCUGUUCUCAACGAGACACUUUUGUAAUGUUAACUUAUUCGCUUUUUUAUACUCCGAAAUUUCUAUUGUACUUUUUUGCCAAAGUGCCUUUUGGAAGCAGAGCAACACACCCMGUGUGGUAAAUAAUGUACAGACAGUGUCUCUGGGAACAUAAAGGACUAUUUGAAGUGGCUAGAUGAGUGAAGUAGAAAUAUAUGGUCAUAUAAGCUUCUUCUGAAGUGGUCCCUUUCUCCCUGAUAUGUGCCUUAGAACUUGGAUGAAUUUAGCUCAUCAUCGAGGCACCGCUGUUAAAUAACAUCUGAACUGAUCUAAUUUAUCAAGACACACACCAUGUUAAGCCACAUCUCCCUGAUGGCAUUGUGUAUGUUUUGUCUGAGUCCUCAUUAUGACUGUAAAUUGAACACUGUUAUGUCUCAGACAGAAUACAACAGACCUGCCAACAAUAACUGUGAAUAUAUAUAAAGUUCACUCCAGUACAGCCAAACACACUAACACUGACAUGAAGCCCUCGAGGGUUAGAAUCGAUAGGAUAGCUGCAGAUCCACUGUUCUGUUGAUAGUCACCACCAUCAUCAUAUUUUCCACAGCUCGCCCUUGGGGUUUUAUUUUCCAAAGUGGAAGUAUUCUUAUCAAGGCUUUAGCCUGGAAAGCCCAAGCAAAUGUUGAACUAGCACCAUCGUACAGGCACGCUCACGUGCACAUACACACGCAGGCGCACCACAGUCACACACACACACACACACCUGGUCGAAGGUUUGGUCGGCAAAGUGCUGUUGAAACAAAGAGUGGCAUGAACUAAAGGGAUGUUGUUUCUGUUAUCAGUGUUGUAUUAUAUGAACUACAGUGUCGCUGCCUUCUCUUCUCACAUGUUUCCGUUCAGAGCAAGGUACUUCAACAGUGAAAAAAAGACGAGCUCACCAGGCCGUUUGAUCCUACACUCCUCCUCAGCUGUUUAGAAUCACAUUCAAAUUGCUGUUUACAAGAAGAGAGAGAGKGAGAGAACGAGAGAGAGACUUACUGUUUGACCUAAAAAAAAAGAAGAAAUUUGCCUUUUCAGUAUUAUCUCUUUGUCAGAAGGCAAAGUAACAAGUGUUGAAGUAUUUGUGAUUGUGAGUUUGUUUAUUGCAGCGGUCGUUCUGUUUCUAUCAAAGUUUGACUUAGCCAUACCGCAUUAAGUGUUGUUCUUUUGACCGAAUGGAAAGAAUCCUCCUUAAAUACUUAUAAAGUAUGUACAGUGCAUAUGUUAUUUACAUUGUAGCAACCCGAUGCCAAGUACGCCACCGAGAGAAAUCAAGUUGGACUGUUUGAGUAACUGUAGUCGGUCAUUUUCUGCCGACUCACUAAUUGUAUGUAUAUCUUCAAGGUACUGUUUAUGUGUCAAAAUGUACACUUCUUUAUUCUCUCUGCUGUUUGGGCCCUUUGUUUGACAACCUAGACUGUGCUUGUGAUCAAGGGGUGAUUGAGAAAAGCUGCACAAAGUUACUUUUAGAAACAACUCUUAAUCUUGAAUGUGCAAACUGUUAUAAGCUGCACUUAGCUCUCUGUUCUCCACUAGAAAGAAACAGAAGAAAAGCCGUCACUGAGAAUUUAUGGGAUUGAGUUUAGGGGAAAAACAAUGUGUUGAUUAUACAUAUCUUGUUAAACCACGCACACACACACUUACACACAGUUAUUUUUGUUAGCGUGCCUAUGGUAGCAGCGUAAUAAUAUAAGGAAUCACACUAGCCAAUCCCCAGGCACUAUAUUCUCAUGCGGGAGACUUCGGUCCACAUGUGUUUUUUAUACACCUGAUCCUGUAAGAGGCGCUGUAGGGUAACCUUUUCCCUCGCUCAGUGUGUUAAUAAUCCAUCCAUAUGUUUAGCUGGGGCACAACCCUCACACCUCACAGGGAAUGCAGCCCAUUCCAUACGGAAUACAACCCCCUUCAUACGGAACACAGUUGCCAGAGAGACUAAGGCUUCUAAAGCACAGAACAGAACAGCCAUUGUUAUACCUGUAGUCACUCAGCAACUACACUGAGUGUACAAAACAUUAAGAACACCUCGUCUGAGGGAAAAGGGGAGGGGGGGGUGCAAUUCAAUAUUAGGAAGGUUUUCCUAAUGUUCAGUAUACCCAGUGUAUAACUGUACCCCUUCGGUUCGGUAUGAUCAAUAUUUUCCUUUCAUGUGCACAAACUCAUGCUUUCAAACAACAACUGACAAACGGAGAGCAAUUUACUUUUGUCAUAUUUUUGAAAAUCUAUAAAUUAUUAAGGAUUGUAAAAAAAGAAGAAGCUGGUGACAAUAGUCAAUUUUUUUAUUGUUAAGUUAUAUGAGUUCAAAUUUUUUGAUAGAGACUGGAUUGUUAUCCAAUGACCAAAUGCAUAAUAUCUCAUUGUAUUGUCUGAUUUUGCUUUUAUGUAACAUUUACUUUCGUGAUACUAUGGUUACUUCCACAAAACAUUGAAUAAACCCUUGAAGAAAUUGUA
Molecule: messenger RNA, 4457 nt
Organism: Salvelinus sp. IW2-2015
Lineage: Eukaryota; Metazoa; Chordata; Actinopteri; Salmoniformes; Salmonidae
Source: RefSeq, a predicted model, not a curated record